ACAGGGGGCUGCGCUGGACGGCGUGCCCUCUGCGGGCGUUUGACAGGGUGCCUUGUUGACGGCUGGUGUGUUGGUUAUUGCAAACCAAUUAGGAAUAAUGGAGUUUCUCAGCAAGUGGGUGCUAAGGGCUUCUCUGUAGUCACCAAUUCAUUGGCAAUGAUAAUAAAGAAAAAGAGAAAAGAAUUUCAUGAGGCGCCUGUACAGAAAAAGAAAAAGGUGAAGACUAUAAUUGAAAUUGAGGAAGAUGUUCAAACUGUCAUUAAAACUGAGGACAAUGGACAUCUCAAGAAAAAAAUGAAGACAAAGAAAAAGGAAAAUUUAAAAGAUGAAUGUUUACACAAAUUGCAACCAAAGAAUAAUAAGAAAAAGAAGAAGAAGAAGAAAGUUGGCUCUGAAUUACUUAGCACAGCUCAUUUAAAAAGCUUUGUGAAUAUAAAAGGUCCUGUGGAUUUACAGCUUCAAGACGAAUCAGAGGAACAAAUUAAAAUACUCAAAAAGAAGAAAAAAAAAGUCCAGUAUCGUUUCUCCUUGGAGAAUAAUGAGAGUAGUGACGUGGAGCUUUCAAAUCAUCACACAGAUGGUACUAAGAAAAAUGAAUUGCCUUUUAAAAAAAAGAGGAAGAAAACUGCUUUGGAUUUGGAAUUGGAUGGUGAAGUAAAAAAGAAAAAAAAGAAGAAAGGCAGUUUUUCAUUAGAGGACAUCCAGGACAGCGCACAAAAGCAAUCUGCAAAAGUUUAUAGAGACACCCACAAAUACAUUUCACCAGAAGCAGUUUUUAUGUGUGAAAACAAUGAUACAGGUAAUGCCCAGAAUGAUGGGGAGAGUUGUGUGAGAAGAAAGAAGAAGAAAAAGAAAGAUAAGUCUGACUGCUUUUUACUGCUGGCCGAUAAUCAGGACCACAUACAUCAGGUUCCUGGUAGGCCCACUGCAUUAAGUGACAUUAGAAAAAGGAGGAAACAUAAUUCCUGGGAAUAUUCAUUGACAAGGAGAGAGGAAGAGGACAAAAUUAAGAACUUUGGGAGUAUCAAAGAGAGGAAGAAGAAAAGAAAGUAUCUUUCUUCUUCAACUUGUGAAGAAGAUAAGCCAGACUACAGUCACAGCUUUCUUGAUAAGUAUCUCCCAGCACAGCAAGAAGUUGAGCUUGAGGAAGAACUGUCUGGAAAGAAACACAGGAAGAAUUUCAAGGAUAAUAAUGAAGUCAGUAAGAAGAAAAGGAAGAUUAAGAAAAAGGAGAAGGAAACAACAUAUUCAGAAGUUUCUUUAAACAAUGUCAGUACCUCUGAAAGCCAAAAAAUACUAUUAGAAAGCAGUAAAAAGAACAAAGAGAGUGAAAUGGAGCGAGCUGAGUGUGUUACCGGGGACGUCGUAGAUGGGACAUUAUGCAAUAGUAAUCCUGUGCAGCGUGACAGAAAAAGGAAAAACAGGAAAAAAGUACCACCACAGGACUUGGCUGAAGAGCCAGGUUCAAAAGCAGAGACAGAGAAGAUCAAGACAGAAUCCCCAUGGGAUGAGUCACUGGACAAUCUAGAUGGUGUAAUUAUUGUGCAGGAGAAGAAAGGAAACUGUGAUGAAAUUAACAUAGACAAGGUGAGGCGGCAGGCCCUGCAAGAAGAAAUCGAUAGAGAAUCUGGCAAAACCAAAGCUUUCAGUUCCAAAGUGGGGCAGGAUAUGAAGCUUGGACAGUGGAGUACAGCUGCUUUUAAAAGUUCUGAGGAACAAAUGAAGUUUUUUAGACUGAUGGGUGGCUUUAAAAAGGGUUCUGUGCCUAUCCAAAGUCCCUCAGCACCUACAAAAAAACCGAACAUGGCUCUGAACAAGGAAGGGGAGCAGAAGUUACAGCAGGCACUGAAGAUGGAGUUUGAUAAAGCAAUGGACUUGAAGCAACAUAGAGGAAUUGGUCUUGGAUUUCAACCUAUUGCCAACAAAAAAGCAUACAUAGACAAAUAUGCAUCUAGAUCCAUAAAAUUUGAAGAUUAAAACUCAGAAGUUAUAAUAAGAGUGAAAUUUCUUUUUACUUGAAAUAAAAUAACAAAAUACUGAAGAAAUUUCAUUUAUGAGGUACUUGAAGUACAAGUUUUCAGCUGCAUAUACCAGUGGAGCUGAGUCCUCACUUCAUCCAGACAGUAAGUUUUUGAAACCUUUAUCAUGUUUGUUCUGUAAGGCAAGAGACAGCCUCCUUCAAAGACUGAAGAUAUGUGCCAUGCCUACAAUUAAUUGAAAUUCAGUAUUUUUUUUUAAAUAAACUUGAUUUUUUUAUAGCUUAA
Molecule: messenger RNA, 2264 nt
Organism: Hirundo rustica (Barn swallow)
Lineage: Eukaryota; Metazoa; Chordata; Aves; Passeriformes; Hirundinidae
Gene: KNOP1
Product: lysine rich nucleolar protein 1
Exons: 5
Coding region: 157-1977 (606 amino acids)
Source: RefSeq, a predicted model, not a curated record